Molecule: messenger RNA, 4185 nt
Organism: Hypomesus transpacificus
Lineage: Eukaryota; Metazoa; Chordata; Actinopteri; Osmeriformes; Osmeridae
Gene: morc2
Product: MORC family CW-type zinc finger 2
Cellular component (GO): nucleus
Molecular function (GO): zinc ion binding
Source: RefSeq, a predicted model, not a curated record
CUGGAAGGAGCGAUUGAGACAGGUUUCUAGUCUGUACUGCGGCCUACCGUGGAACUGUUAGUGGCCUUCAAGAAGACCAGGAAGUAGUUUAAGUGAAAGGUCAUGGCCUUCUCCAACUACAGCAGUCUGAACAGAGCUCAGCUUACCUUUGAGUAUCUUCACACCAACUCGACAACACACGAGUUCCUGUUUGGAGCACUGGCUGAGCUCGUGGACAACUCCAGAGAUGCCAAUGCCACCCGAAUUGACAUCUAUACAGAGAAAAAAGCCGACACGCGAGGAGGCUACAUGCUCUGUUUCCUUGACGAUGGCACUGGAAUGGACCCGAACGAGGCAACUCACGUCAUCCAGUUUGGAAAGUCCAGCAAACGCUUUCCAGAGUCCACUCACAUCGGCCAGUACGGCAACGGACUCAAAUCGGGCUCCAUGAGAAUCGGAAAGGACUUCAUUUUGUUCACCAAGAAGGAAGACACAAUUUCCUGCCUGUUCCUGUCCAGAACGAUCCCUGAAGAGGAGGGGCUGGAUGAAGUGAUCGUCCCUCUGCCCACCUGGGACCUGAAGACCAGGAGGCCGAUCACUGCCGACAUGGAGAAGUUCACCGUGGAGACGGGACUCAUCUAUAAGUACUCCCCCUUUAAAAACGAACAACAACUAAUGGAGCAGUUUAACAAGAUCGAGAGCAGCAGUGGGACCCUGGUGAUCAUAUACAACUUGAAGCUGAUGGACAACAGAGAGCCUGAGCUGGACGUGGAGACGGACCACCAGGACAUCCUGAUGGCAGGCACUCUCUCAGAGGGCGUGAAGCCGGAGCGGCGGUCGUUCCGAGCGUACGCCGCCAUUCUGUACAUCGACCCUCGUAUGAGGAUCUUCAUCCAGGGACACAAAGUGAGGACCAAGAGGAUGUCCUGCUGUCUGUACAAACCAAGGGUGUACAAGUACACGUCGACCCGCUUCAAAACCCGCGCUGAGCAGGAAGUGAAGAAAGCCGACCACCUUGCCAAGAUCGCGGAGGAGAAAGCUCGCGAAGCGGAGAGCCAGAGUUUAGCAGUCGAAGCCAAAUUGGGAGGUGACCUGUCCAAGGAUGCACGAGCCUCUCUGAGGAAGACCCAAGACUCUGCCAUGAUGCUGCGCCGUGACGCAGACAUGAAGAAGAAGAUCCUGGAGUCCAAACAAAGGGCGUUGAAGGAGCCCAAGGAGCUGAACUUCAUCUUCGGCGUGAACAUCGACCAGCGGGACCUGGACGGCAUGUUCGUGUACAACUGCUCCCGCCUCAUCAAGAUGUAUGAGAAGACGGGGCCCCAGCUGGAGGGCGGCAUGGCGUGUGGGGGCGUGGUGGGCGUGGUGGACGUGCCCUACGUGGUGCUGGAGCCCACACACAACAAGCAGGACUUUGCGGACGCUAAAGAAUACAGGCAUCUUCUGAAAGCCAUGGGAGAACAUCUCGCCCAGUACUGGAAGGACAGCAACAUCGCUCAGAAGGGCAUUGUGAAGUUCUGGGAUGAGUUUGGCUACCUGUCAGCCAGCUGGUCAGCUCCGCCCUCCUCAGAGCAGCGCUACAAGAGACGACGCGCCAUGGAGAUUCCCCUCACCAUACAGUGUGAUAAGUGUUUAAAGUGGAGGACGUUGCCGUUCCAGAUGGACGCUGUGGACAGACGCUACCCCGACAGCUGGGUCUGUCUGAUGAACCCAGACAGCACCCAGGACAGGUGUGAUGCAGCGGAGCAGAAGCAGAACCUGCCCUGCGGAGCUCUCAGGAAGGUGGUUCAAACGGCCGAGGACAAACAGAAGGAGCUGGCAGAGAAGAUCAGACUGCAGCAGGAGAAGCUGCAGGCCCUGCAGAAAACCAGCACUAUCAAAUCGUCCGCAGACCUGAAGAAGCUGCCUCUGGACGUCAGCAUGAGACCUGCCUCUGAGGGCUCUCCUCAGGCCACCAGGUCGUCAGAGAGAGUCCUUACCCGGCCUCGCUCCCCUCCUCUCCCCGCCCACCUCAAAAACGCUCCCAGCAUCCCGCCCCCGGUCACCCGGACGCCCACCGUCUCGGCCCGGUCGCCACGAACGACCGCACCUCCUCCUCCGGCACCCAAAGUCGACCAAUCCCGAGCCAGAGCUGCAGCUAAGACCCCGCCCCCUGUAGCAAAGCCCGCCCCUAAAGCCCCAGCCAAAGCACCAGCUAAAACUCCCCCAGCCAGCCGAAACUCUCGGACACCAGCCAAGUCAUAUCCAGCUAGAACCUCCGCUCUGGGCAACACACGCAAGAGAGUGGUGGAGGAAGAUGAGAGUGAGGAUGAAGACGAGGAAGAACAGGAGGAGGAAGAGGAGGAGAAGGAGGAAGACAGCGAAGAGGAGAGCGAGGAGGAAAUUCUGCCCAGGAAAUCCAAGAUGGCCGCCGCCGCAGGGAGCCGAGGAAAAGCUGUGGAAAAGGCCACUCCUGCCAAGCGGGGCAAAGUGACCGAGGUAUCUGAUGAUGACCACGAUAACGAGCCUGAGAAGGACUUGAAGAACACUCAGAAAGACAAGGGUCUGCUGGUGGAAGUUCGCGUCAACAAGGAAUGGUACACUGGGAAAGUGGUUGCCGUGGAGUCAAACAAACAGAGCGUGCGCUGGAAGGUGAAGUUUGACUACGUACCCAGGUCCACGCCGAAAGACCGCUGGGUGUUUAAAGGCAGCGAGGAUGUGAGGUUGAUGAGGCCCCCUUCCCCAAUCACACAGACCCCAGACACACAGCAGGGGGCGGAGCCAGAGAAAGGCCCCGCCCCCAUGGAGCCAGACACCACCCAACCAGGAACCAGUCGAGAGGUGACCGAGAGCCUGGUCACCAUGAUGAGGACACUGCUGCGGUAUUUCUUCCCUCCUGACUUCCGGAUCCCUAAGGACGAUGUCAACAGCAUGACGGCCGAGGAGCUGGUAGCCUUUCCCAUGAAGGAGUACUUCCAGCAGUACGAGCUGGGCCUGCAGGCGCUGUGUAACUCGUACCAGAACCGUGCGGACGCCAGGGCCAAGGCCGUGGAGGAGAAGAGCAGCAGCGCCGAGACCAAGUUGAAGGAGGCGGACGAGAAGCUGCAGAAGCUGCGGACCAACAUCGUGGCCCUGCUGCAGAAGGUCCAGGAGGACAUUGACAUAAACACAGACGAUGAACUGGACGCUUAUAUAGAAGACCUGCUCACCAAGGGAGACUAAACCACAGAAGAUGACCAGAAGAGGAAAGGCUGGAGAGGAGAGAGAGGCUCCUGGACUCCUGACAGGACGAACACGCGCUCUGCUCUCUCUCCCUCUUCUCACCACCAGCGCUCUGUUCGAUCGAGGGCUUGGGGUUUUACCUUGUCAGUCCAUGCCAACGCGCUUCUGUGUUCGCGGGGCGGGGGGUGUGGCGUACACGAGCACACGCGUCCUGAGCACAGGGGAACGAACCCCUCUGUUGAUUAGACUCCUGUUUGUUUUUAUAAAACGGCAGUUAUUUUUCACCUUAUAUCGUUUCUGUUUAGCUGCUCGUCCGUGUUCUCUCUGGGUUUGGAUGGGUUCUAGGGCAUGUUUUCAUUUUAGUCCAUUUGUAUAUCAGCUAGCAACUUUAUGUAAAAUCUAUAUUAUACUAUGGUAGGCUUUGUUCGUGUCAAAUCUGUCCUGAAUCUGUGGGUCUGAUGCCUUUUACUGGGUCUGUUUAACUUCAGAACUGUCUGAGGACUCUGAAAGAAUUCUUGUGUUGACCCGUGAUUGGAAUAAGAGAAACUGCCUAGUCAUGAUUUUCAGAGUGUGUGUUUAAAGAAUUACUGAAGCAGUCCGUGUACUAACACUCACCAGGACUCUCCUUUUUCUCCUCAGAGUAGUCUAUCUACCUAUUGUGUUGCUUGGGUAUCGCACUCACGAAAUGUAACUACUUACUGCGUUUUAUCAGUAUGGUUAUGUCCACACCGCCCUUGUUAUUGUGACUUGACUGUUCUCUGUGUUUGUUUUGAUCUCUUAUCGUUUUUUGAAUAAUAAUUUCAGUUGCGUUACCCAAAGGUCUGUGUUCAUAUUAUAUUCGGUGCCCAUGUUUCUUCUAAAAUAUAUUUUUACCAUGUCAUGGCAACAUUUUAUUGAAAGGUGCACGUAAAAUGACCUUUGUAUUACCAUUAAAGAAAAAUAAAGUAUUUUUCACUGAUCUACUAAUGGAGCAACAAUAAAAAAGGUUCCAUAACUAUUCCACUGAAA